ACCAGCCAAUAUCAAUCUCAACUCCCUGGGGACCAUACAUCCAUUGCUGCCAUUCGGGCACUCACAGUUAGCAUUCUACAAUUAUAGCACUGCCCAACCACAUACUCAUUUAUAGCUGAGUAGACUGGAACAAGAGGAGCUAAGUAUCUUGCUCAAAGAUACAACACAGUGCCGUGCCAUGACUCCAACCCGCAAACCCUUGGUCACGAGCCCAGUGUCGUACCACUAGACUACCGUGCCUCUGGAUUGCCAGUACAAUUUGAUGUUUUACCACCGGAACCCCCUACAGAGUUAGAGCUACAAGCUAGACAAAUCCUCCCAGCAGAGUAUGAUUAUCCAUUUGAAAAUAUUGUAUUUGAAGGAGGUGGCAGCAAGGGGAUGGCCUACUGUGGUGCGGUUCGGGUACUUGAAAAUAUAGGUUUGUUUCCACAAAUCAAACGCUUUGCUGGCACCAGUGCCGGUGCUAUCACUGCCGCCUUGCUCUCAGCCGGAUACAAUUCACAUGACAUCGAAACAUUCAUGAAGAACGACCUCUCCAAAAACUUCAUGCUCGAUGGCUCAUUUCUUUGGAGAUGGUUUACAUGCUUACCGAGGUUUAUAUUGGGGUACGGAUUAAGUCCUGCCACACAAAUCAACGAGUGGCUUGGUGAUAAGCUACGCAAUAAAACUGGCAGUGCUGAUGUCACUUUCGAGCAGCUUUACGACAGGACCGGUAAAGAACUUUGCGUUGUUGUCACUAACGUCAACAACAUGUCUGAGGAGUAUUGCCAUCCUAAAACCACACCGGAUAUGCCCGUUAGACUCGCUGUGCUCAUGUCCAUGUCAAUUCCAGGCAUGUUCCAGGUCGUAAAGUACAACCACAAUGCACGUGCAUCAUCCAACAUGUAUAUUGACGGAGGAAUUCUGUGUAACUUCCCAAUCCACUGCUUCGAUGGUUGGUGGCUGUCUAUGAAGCCAAAUGAUGCUUUCAUCCGCAGAUUAUAUAAUCUAAAGGAACUUCCUAUUGUCAUGAGUAAAGCACACAGAUUUGGGGAACGGUCGGACAAAACCCUUGGGUUUCUUGUGUAUUCAGAAGCUGAAGCUGACAACUUCAAGUUCUAUCUGGAGAAGCGAUCGCCAGUACUUGCUCGGUCUAACUCUUCACUUAACAGGAGGCGAAAAACACAAUUUCUUGAGCAGGCCAGGGAACGAAAACGUAUCGCUGAUGCUGUCAAUCGCUUCCUUCCGCUUGUAGAUGAAUAUGACAAAAACCACGACGGAAAGGUCAAUUACCAAGAAUUUCAGCAGGUCUACGACCACUUUCCUGACGAGGACAAACACAUUCUGUUUGGUGACCAUGCUGGAUCAAAGGCUUUGUUUGAAACGCUAGACGAAAACAGUGAUGGACAGGUGAGGUUCCAGGAAAUAAUGCGCUACGUAGAGCGGAAAGGACUGGAUGUGAACCAGAAAUACCUGGGAUACAAACGACAGGAUGUUACAAGCCUUACAUCCUACGCCCUUACCGUAUUUGAUACCAUGCUCCUAAACCUCAAACGACUGUACAUGGAGCAUGAUGACCUUGAGCGUUCUGUUGGUAUAAAUACGGGGCAUAUUGAAACAGCAGACUUCGACCUUGAAGAUGAGGACAUUGCUUUCAUGCUGGAGCAAGGAAAAAACACUACAGUUGAUUUUCUUAAAAUGUAUGCGGCGAAGAGGAAUGCGAAGUUGGCUGAAUCCUCUGGAGAAAGAAACUAGAGCUCGUGAAUUCGUCAUAUGAUUACUCAGUCCAAUCAGGUGACAGACAUUACAUUGGACACGGAGCCACAACACUGUAAAUUAACGAUAAAUAUUGUACAUAAAACAAAAAUGGGUAAACUCCUGUUUCUAAACAAUAGUUGGUACUAAACAAUAGUUGGUAAGUAUGGAUUGUUAAAAGAUUCAUGUAGCACAACCAAAAAGUGUUUACAUGUGACGUUUCGAUGACUAGUCAAAAUGUUCUCUGUUAAAUUCAUUAGACAAUAAAACAAAGCGUAGCUGAAUCGAGUCAUUUCGGUGCAUAUAUAACAACUACAUUUACUUGCACAGCGUAGCCGAAUCGACAUCGAUUUGUGGACAACUCAUACAUAAUGUCCACGUUUGAGUACAUACGUUUCACUUGUCAUUUGUCUGAUGAAAGUGACAGAGUAGAUACCGUACAUGUCAUUGCAACGUCACAUAUGAACACCUUUUGGUUGUGCUACAUGAGUCUUUUCACAAUCGGUAAAAUCCUAUGUACAGUAUUAGUUUGUUACGAAAAAAAUCAGUAACACGUGUUAAUGUCUCUUCCCUAGACAUGUUUACCCCGCGAUGUUGUUUUAAGGGGUACUAGCUCAGGGCUACUUAGCUCAGACUUAUGAGGGUUGUUUGGUUUCUUCUUGAUCUUUAUUUUUAUGUAAUUGUUGUUGACGGAACUGUGGUAGGUAACUACUGGUGACUGUAGAGUAGAGCGAUCAUCACUAAUUCGAAAAUUCAGGGUCCAAAUUCCAGACUUGUCAUUUUUUCACUUACAUAUUUACAAUCCUGCUCCAUAUUGUAAAACACAAUUGUUGAUUUUACUGAUUUUCAUAUUGUUUUAUAACUGAUUUAAACCCUGGAAUAUUCCGCAACUGGGUUCUUGUCGGAUUUUAAUGCUAUAAUAGUCAGGCUUUAACAAAAAUCUCGCCAGUGCAUAGAUAUUGAUCUUGGCAGUGGUGCAGUGAUCUUGAACCAUUCUCUUUCAAACCGAUUAUAAUUUGGGCAAACGUAGGACGACCAUAUCAUAAUCUGGUUUAAGAAUUUUGAAUAAUCCUUUUAAUCUGGUGUAAAUCGUUUAUACUCAGUGGGACAUUUCAAAAAUUGUAUUUUAAGUAAAUUGCAUCAUUUUUUUUGUACCGUUAAUUAAUAUAUUUUGAUUGGCUCGGUAUUGUUAUACUUUUGAAUGUUUAUGUUAAACCGCUAUUGGAAUGGUGCUCGGUCUUAUUUGACAUGACAUAUGAUUGCAUAAUCACAACCAAUUUAUCAUAGUAUUUAUGCCCUUGUUUCUUACAUUUAUCCAAGUGACAGAUCACACCUUUUCUGUCCUUUUCUUUCGAUAGCAUAGCACAGUCAUGAAAAGCCAAAUGCUGUUUUGAUUAAUCAACCCUCAUGAAGAAAAAGUCAGUUCAAAUUAAUUUCAAUAUUAUUCAAUUGUGUUCUACUGUUAAGUCUUUCCAGUUUUACAUUUUAUUACCAUAAAGGUCUAGAAACACGUAACGCACCAUUAUUACUAUACCAGUAUUGUUAUAUUUGAUCAUGAUACUAAUUUUUUCCUUAAUUUAUUCAUUAUUGUAGCUUGUUAUUUGCAGCAAAUGCUGUAGAAGCCUAACAUAUCGCUGGGGUUUAGUGUUGUGUUUCUUAUAAAAACUAUCGUUGGGGUAAUAUUUUGUGGAAGUGUCGUUUCUAAACAAAUCAUUUUGUUUCUAUGCGAGUUCAGUGUCUGUAUUUGUAAAACCAGCCCGGCGUUUAACAAUCAAAACUUAACAAGAAUACAAUUGUCAACUAUUGAUGAUCCUUACUUAUAAAAACAUAUAGUUACGAAAAAUACAACUUAAAUGCCUCGAGGCUUACCAUCAGCAACACACACUUGUUAUUUCAUUUGUUUAUCUGCUUGUUUUUACACCAGUGAGGUUUCACAUUUUUUCCGUUUUGUUUUGUUAUGUGGAUUGUCCUUUCGUCUUCACUUCUUUUCCAAUGUACCAGUAAAAUAACAAUAGCUUACAGCCGAUGUGCUUUAUGCAUAAUUUGAAACAGUUUUAUCCUCAUAUCUUUGUAGCAUUUUAUCCAUCUGUCCUCAUUAAUAUGUGUCCAUGUCAACUGUGACGUACAGUCCUAAAGGGGAGAGGAAGUAGCUCUCAGUUUAUUUUUCAAUUUUCUUUACACUAGAUGUAUGUUUUGUAGCAUGUUCAAUUUGCAAGAAAAAGGAAAUAAGAUAAUGUUUAAUAUGCCCAGCACUCUAACUUCAUAAUUACAAUGUUUCAUAUUAAGGAACUUUUGAAGUCGAUUUUACUGUGUUUAACUUUCAAGGACACACGAAAAAUAAGACAACGCAUUAUACGCAAAACUAACCCACAAAUAGGUGGUAAACGACCUUUUGAUACGAGUUGCUUCCCUUUAAUCACCAGGUUGCUGUGGUCGAUGUCGGUAGUAAGACACAAAAAUGUAACUUUUUGUGGUCUACUUUACAGUUAUCACAGUUUAAAGGGGCAGGUCGGGGGGAAAAUGUCAUAUUUGCUAAAAUGGCAUACACAUGUUUAAAAUACCUUCUCAUGCAAUUUACCGAUUAAAGAAAAUCCUUAAUCGUCACCUGAUCAUGACAGUCUAAAACUCUCAAUCGACCCAGACCAGUGAUGUAAUUUUACCGAACGCGCGUCAUCAACAAGGCCAA
Mizuhopecten yessoensis (Yesso scallop) is the source of this 4420-nucleotide messenger RNA. RefSeq lists its product as uncharacterized. The coding region runs from base 379 to 1734 and encodes 451 amino acids. The record is from RefSeq and is a predicted model, not a curated record. Gene Ontology annotation, molecular function: calcium ion binding. Gene Ontology annotation, biological process: lipid metabolic process. NCBI's taxonomy places the organism in Eukaryota, Metazoa, Mollusca, Bivalvia, Pectinida, Pectinidae. The transcript has 14 exons.